AUUGCAAAUCAAGAAUUAAGUACCAGCUCCACUCACUACCUUCCGUGCACAUUAGAGUGUAGGGUAAACUUGCUCCGGAGUGGAUCUGCAAUAUUUCGCUUCCAGUAAUGAAUCAAUUUCAACUACACCAACAAGCUUGCAACUCUUCCAACCGCGUCUUCGCCCUUUCAGCAACGCGCAAAAAUGUGCGGAAUCCAUGCUAUCAUAUCCUCAAGCCCCGAACAAACACUGUCAUCCGUGUUAGAGCGAUGUUUGGUAAAUAGAGGACCUGAUCAUACAGGAACUGUCAAGACGCAGCUUGAUGAUCUCUUCCUGACCUUUACAUCAACCGUGUUAUCACUGCGAGGUGAUCACAUAGCAAAGCAGCCGCUUGUGGAUCAUGUGACUGAAUCUGUCCUAUGCUGGAAUGGCGAGGCCUGGGGUAUUCGAGGAGAGUCUGUACAAGGCAACGAUGGUGAAGCUAUUCUUGCUUUGCUGGCUGAAGCGAGUCGUGGCGCAGGAGAUGUCAUGGACAUCCUGCAGACCAUUGAAGGGCCUUUCGCGUUUAUCUACCUGGAUAAACCUGCCAAGCGGCUUUACUACGGACGCGAUCGACUAGGCCGCCGGUCGUUGCUGGUCAGAGAUGGGUCUCCGUUUGUUCUGUCAAGUAUCGCUGAGACACCGGUCGAUGGAUGGACCGAGGUCGAGGCUGAUGGAUGCUAUACUCUGGAUCUCUCCAAGGGCGCUUCGUCUGAUGGAAUUGUGCCAGACCGGCACGAUUGGACCGCGGAUACUUCUUUGAUAUCGAGUAUCGGUAGUUUUAACGAAGAUCUCCCGCAGCAGAAUUCUGCUCUCGGACAAGAUUCAAGAUCUGUGCAAGAGCUGCAUUCUCGCUUAGUCGAGUCUCUUCGACUACGAGUUCUAGAUGUGCCACUACCCCCAAAGGCUACUCCUACGGAUGCGAGAGUUGCAGUGCUAUUCUCAGGUGGCCUUGACUGUACUGUGCUUGCGAGGUUGUCUCAUGACAUGAUUCCUGCGGAUCAGUGUAUUGACUUGAUCAAUGUUGCGUUUGAGAAUCCCAGAAUAGCAGGACAGUUUAAGAACCUGUCCCGGGAGGAGCUUUAUGAGAAGUGCCCGGAUCGAAUGACAGGGAGAAAUGCCUUUGCAGAGCUCAGCGGUGUCUGUCCCGGCAGGACAUGGCGGUUUGUGGCGGUGAACGUGCCUUAUGCUGAGAACCUAGAGCAUAGAGCUGAAGUCAUUCGUCUCAUCUAUCCUCACAACACAGAGAUGGAUUUGUCCAUUGCGUGUGCUUUAUACUUUGCUGCAAGAGGACAAGGACUUGGCGAAACAACCAUCGACUCAAAUCCGCAGCCUUAUAGCACGACAGCGCGAGUGUUGCUGUCCGGUCUGGGUGCCGAUGAGCUGUUUGGUGGAUACGGUCGACACGGCGUGGCUUACACGCAUCGUGGCUACGCAGGAGUUGUACAGGAGCUGAAGCUCGACGUCAGUCGGCUUGGGAAGAGAAAUCUCGGUCGAGAUGACCGGGUUAUGGCACACUGGGGUCGAGAAGUGAGAUUCCCCUAUCUUGAUGAGCGUUUUGUCAAGUGGGCAAUCGAGUCUCCUGUGUGGGAGAAGUGUGAUUUUGAAACGCCUGGUGGUGAAGGAAAUCUCGACGCCGAGAAAAGAGUGUUGCGGCUAGUGGCUCAAUCACUUGGCAUGAGCUCUGUUUCAAAAGAGAAGAAGCGAGCUAUACAAUUCGGUGCGAGAACGGCCAAGAUGGAGAGUGGAAAGGUUAAAGGGACGACAGUGCUUUCAACAUGAUAUUCGAGUCAAGUGGCUUAUACUGUAUACAUGACGGGAACAACUCGGCAGUGAUGAUUCUUCAGAUACUUCUGAGACAUAUGCAACCAUGGGCCAAACAUUGACUGGAAGUCGUGUGUUUGCAGUUCAUCGACUGCUAACCCUCUUCUCGGCGUGUUUUAUGCAUGGAUCAUGUCAUUGAAGUCGUAAAGGCAAGUCUGAGCUGAGGUAAUCGGAAUUGAGUUAAAGCAGAGGGUGGUAGAUAGAUAGAUAAGUUAUGGCAUGAACACGGUGAUCCUUGAACAAUGAUGCAAGAUAACGAUAACGCCCGAACCCCUGCGGCGUAGCGAAGGUCAGAGGCUGUA
This is a messenger RNA of Fusarium redolens, 2144 nucleotides long. Its product is annotated as asparagine synthase-domain-containing protein. Gene Ontology annotation, molecular function: asparagine synthase (glutamine-hydrolyzing) activity. The transcript has 4 exons. The coding region runs from base 184 to 1800 and encodes 538 amino acids. Lineage: Eukaryota; Fungi; Ascomycota; Sordariomycetes; Hypocreales; Nectriaceae. The record is from RefSeq and is a predicted model, not a curated record.